GGCUGAGGGGAGGCGGGGCCGGCGCGAAGCGGCCCGAGACUCGGACGGCGCAACAGGCACUGGGAGCGGACGGCGGCCGCGUAGUGAGCAAUGGCUUGAGCCCCCAUGGCUGCCCCUCAGGACCUGGACAUCGCUGUGUGGCUGGCCACGGUGCACCUGGAGCAGUAUGCAGACACGUUCCGGCGGCAUGGCCUGGCCACGGCGGGUGCAGCCCGGGGCCUGGGCCACGACGAGUUGAGGCAGUUGGGCAUCAGCGCCACAGGGCACCGGAAACGCAUUCUGCGCCUGCUGCAGGCAGGUGCUGCAGAGGGCUCCCUGGGUCCCCAGUCGGACAGUGCCAUGGAGCCAUCCCCUAGCCUAGCGCCCCAAGCCCAGACCCCCAAGCCUGUGCCUAAGCCCAGGACGGUAUUUGGUGGGCUUAGUGGCCCUACUGCCACCCAAAGGGCUGGAGUGAGCCCAGCCCUCUGGAGACCCGAAGUGUCCAGGAACCCAGAGUCCAGCCCCAAGUCCCCACUUCUCCCCACCUCCUCCUCCGAGCAAAUUUCAGCCUUGAAUGCUAUGGAGAUGAUGCCCAACACCAUCUACUUUGGCCUGGACUUAAGAGGCGGGGCCCAGACAGCUCAGGACAUGGCCCCAGAUAGCUCCCAGGCAGCUGCCCCUACCCCUGCCCUCAGGCCCACGGCAGGCACAGUACACAUCAUGGACCCUGGUUGCCUGUACUAUGGUGUCCAGCCUGUGGGAGCCCCAGGACCCGCGGACAGGAGAGAAGGCAGAGGUGUCUGUCAGGACAGGGCUGAACAAAGGCUUAGCCGGCAGGAUCUGGAGGCACGGGAGGACGCGGGCUAUGCCAGCCUUGAGCUGCCUGGGGAUUCCACCCUCUCACUACCCACCCUGGAUGUGGAAACCAACGAUGACCUCAUUUCACCCUAUGCCAGCUUCUCCUCCACGGCAGACCGCCCCUCACCCCUUCUCAGUGGCUGGCUAGACAAGCUCUCCCCUCAGGGAAACUACGUUUUCCAGAGGCGCUUUGUGCAGUUCAAUGGAAGGAGUCUCAUGUACUUUGGCAGUGACAAGGAUCCCUUCCCCAAGGGGGUGAUCCCUCUCACUGCCAUCGAGAUGACCCGCAGCAGCAAGGACAACAAGUUCCAGGUCAUCACAGGCCAGAGGGUAUUUGUGUUUCGCACAGAGAGCGAGGCCCAGCGGGACACAUGGUGUUCCACUCUGCAAUCCUGCCUGAGGGAGCAGCGCCUCCUGGGCAACCCCCGGCCCCCUCAGCCACCCCGACCCCUCCGCACAGGCAUGCUGGAGCUUCGAGGACACAAGGCCAAGGUUUUUGCUGCUUUGAGCCCUGGAGAGCUGGCGCUAUACAAGAGUGAGCAGGCCUUUUCUUUGGGCAUCGGGAUCUGCUUCAUUGAACUGCAAGGCUGCAGCGUCCGGGAGACCAAGAGCCGCAGCUUUGAUCUGCUCACCCCCCAUCGCUGCUUCAGCUUCACAGCCGAGUCUGGGGGGGCUCGGCAGAGCUGGGCGGCCGCUCUGCAGGAAGCAGUAACCGAGACCCUGUCUGACUACGAGGUGGCUGAGAAAAUCUGGUCCAAUCGGGCAAACCGGCACUGUGCGGACUGUGGGGCCUCCCGCCCAGACUGGGCUGCUGUCAACCUGGGGGUGGUCAUCUGCAAGCAGUGCGCAGGUCAGCACCGGGCCCUGGGUUCUGGGAUCUCCAAGGUACAGAGCCUGAAGCUGGACACGAGUGUUUGGAGUAAUGAGAUAGUGCAGUUGUUCAUUGUCCUGGGAAAUGAUCGUGCCAACCGCUUCUGGGCAGGGGCACUACCCCUAGGCGAGGGGCUGCAUCCAGACACAAGCCCAGGGCCCCGGGGAGAGUUCAUCUCUCGGAAGUACCGCCUGGGUCUCUACCGGAAGCCCCACCCUCAGUAUCCAGAUCAUAGUCAGCUUCUUCAGGCACUGUGUGCCGCUGUGGCAGGACCCAACCUGCUGAAGAACAUGACCCAGCUCCUCUGUGUUGAGGCCUCCGAGGGCGAGGAGCCCUGGUCCCCCGCAGCCCUCGAUGGCAGCCUCCCCGGUCUCCAGCUCCCAGACCCUUCCCCUGGUGUAUACAAUGAGGUGGUGGUGCCUGCCACUUACAGCAGCUUCCUGUACUGUGGUCCCAUCAGCAACAAAGCUGGACCCCCACCUCCUCGCAGGGGCCGGGAUGCUCCCCCCAGACUAUGGUGUGUGCUGAGAGCGGCUCUGGAAAUGUUUGCGUCAGAAAGCAGCCCUGAACCCCUCAGCCUCAUCCAGCCCCAGGAUGUUGUAUGUUUGGGUGUGAGUCCCCCACCCACAGACCCAGGUGACCUCGACAGAUUCCCCUUUUCCUUUGAGCUCAUCCUAACCGGGGGAAGGAUCCAGCAUUUUGGCACAGAUGGAGCUGACAGUCUGGAGGCCUGGACCAGUGCUGUGGGCAAGUGGUUCUCCCCGCUGAGCUGCCACCAGCUGUUGGGCCCCGGGCUGCUGCGGCUGGGCCGCCUGUGGCUGCGCUCUCCCACCCAUUCAGCCUUGGCCCCUGGCCUCUGGCUGUCAGGGUUCGGACUUCUUCGUGGUGAUCUCCUCUUCCUGUGUCCAGCAUCGGGCCCUGGCCCUCCAGCCCCUGAGGACAUGGUGCAUCUGCGGCGGCUACAGGAAAUCAGUGUGGUUUCAGCAGCUGACACCCCAGACAAGAAGGAGCAUUUGGUCCUGGUGGAGACAGGAAGGACCCUGUAUCUGCAGGGGGAGGGCCGGCUGGAUUUCUCAGCAUGGAACGCAGCCAUUGAGGGGGCAGCUGGCGGGGGCGGCACAGGGCUGCAGGAGCAGCAGAUGAGCCGGGGUGACAUUCCCAUCAUCGUGGAUGCCUGCAUCAGUUUUGUCACCCAGCACGGGCUCCAGCUGGAGGGCAUAUACCGGAAAGGAGGUGCCCGUGCCCGUAGCCUUCGGCUCCUGGCUGAAUUCCGGCGGGAUGCCCGGUCAGUGAAGCUCCGGCCAGGAGAACACUUUGUGGAAGAUGUCACUGAUACACUCAAACGCUUCUUUCGAGAGCUCGAUGACCCUGUGACCUCUGCACGGCUGUUGCCUCGCUGGAGGGAGGCUGCUGAGCUACCCCAGAAGAAUCAGCGCCUGGAGAAAUACAAAGAAGUAAUUGGCUGCUUGCCCCAGGUCAACCGCCGCACGCUUGCUACCCUCAUCGGGCAUCUCUAUCGGGUACAAAAGUGUGCCGCUCUAAACCAGAUGUGCACGCGCAACCUGGCCCUGCUGUUCGCACCCAGUGUGUUCCAGACAGACGGGCGGGGGGAGCAUGAGGUGCGGGUGCUGCAGGAACUCAUCGAUGACUACGUCUCUGUCUUUGAUAUUGAUUCUGACCAGGUAGCUCAGAUUGACUUGGAGGUCAGUCUUAUCACCACCUGGAAGGAUGUACAGCUGUCCCAGGCUGGAGACCUCAUCAUGGAGGUUUAUAUAGAACAGCAGCUCCCAGACAACUGUGUCACCCUAAAGGUGUCUCCAACACUGACUGCCGAGGAGCUAACCAACCAGGUAUUGGAGAUGCGGGGGACAGAGGCUGGGAUGGACUUGUGGGUGACGUUUGAGAUCCGUGAGCACGGGGAACUCGAGCGGCCACUUCACCCCAAGGAGAGGGUCCUAGAGCAGGCCCUUCAAUGGUGCCAGCUGCCAGAGCCCUGCUCGGCCUCCUUGCUCUUGAGAAAAGUCUCCCUGGCCCAGGCUGGCUGCCUCUUCACAGGUAUCCGGCGCGAGAGCCCGAGGGUGGGUCUGUUGCGGUGUCGGGAGGAGCCACCCCGCUUACUGGGCAACCGCUUCCAGGAGAGGUUCUUUCUACUGCGUGGCCGCUGCUUGCUGCUGCUCAAGGAAAAGAAGAGCUCUAAACCAGAACGAGAGUGGCCCUUAGAAGGUUCCAAAGUCUACCUGGGAAUCCGAAAGAAGUUUAAGCCUCCAACACCGUGGGGCUUCACGCUGAUACUGGAGAAGAUGCAGCUAUACCUGUCCUGCACUAAUGAGGAUGAGAUGUGGGACUGGACCACCAGCAUCCUCAAAGCCCAGCACGAUGACCAGCAGCCAGUGGUCUUACGACGCCAUUCCUCCUCUGACCUUGCCCGUCAGAAGUUUGGCACCAUGCCUUUGCUGCCCAUCAGAGGAGAUGACAGUGGGGCCACCCUUCUCUCUGCCAACCAGACCCUGAGGCGACUUCACAACCGGAGGACCCUGUCCAUGUUCUUUCCAAUGAAGUCAUCCCAGGGGUCUGUGGAGGAGCAGGAGGAACUGGAGGAGCCUGUCUAUGAGGAGCCGGUGUAUGAAGAAGUGGGGGCCUUUCCUGAGCUGACCAAGGACACCUCUACCUCCUUCUCCACGAUGAGAGAAAAGACAGCCAACCCAGAGACCCCUCUCAUCAGCCAGAGGUCCUUUGACAAACCCCCUUUCCCCAAGGCAGGUGGCCUGGACCCAGAGCAGAGGCCACCUGAGCCCCCUCCCGGACCCCCUUCAAAGAGCAGCCCCCAGGCACAUGGGUCCCUAGAGGAGCAGCUGCUCCAGGAGCUGAGCAGCCUCAUCCUGAGGAAAGGAGAGACUGCCAUAGGCCUGGGCAGCCCCCCGCAGCCCUCCAGCCCCCAGUCCCCAAACUCCAAUGGCCUUCUGACACAAACACCUGGCUUUCCCACCCAACCUUCCAGUUCACCCUCCAGCCAGCCCCUCACAUGACCCUCAGACGAGUAGUCUGAAGGGGAGGGUAACCAGAAGACCCAAGUUCUCACCAUGGCAGACACUGCCGGGAGCCUCCUCUGCUCUGGCUGGAAAGGCUCCAGAAGCCAGUGUGGUGCUAUGGAAAGAGCACAGGAUUAAGGGCUCUGGACUCUCCUGCCUAGAGAGGGUCAGACUAUGGUCCCUCACUGAACCUUCACUCACUUAUAUGUACCAUGAAGUCACUGAAAUAAGGAGCCAGGGAACAUCCAACUGUUUCUUAGAGCUGUAAGCCCCACAUAACUUCCCUCAACAAGUUGAGGGAACUCCUGCUUUAUAUAUAUGAUAUGCAGGAGUUCUGUAAGAGGUUUGGGGUUUGAAAGGAAUAGUUUUUACUGCACUAAGGAAAAAAGGAUUUGGAAGCCAGAAAGCUGAAUGAUCUCCAAGUCUAUCUAACCCCAAUUCCUACAUUUGGGGACUAUGCUGAAGACCUAGAGGGUGGAGGUUGAUUGGGGUUGGGAGCUGGGGUGAAGAGGAGCCAAAAAGGAUGUGUCACUGUUAAUAAAUCUUGGAACCAGAAA
Molecule: messenger RNA, 5294 nt
Organism: Lontra canadensis (Northern American river otter)
Lineage: Eukaryota; Metazoa; Chordata; Mammalia; Carnivora; Mustelidae
Gene: ARAP3
Product: ArfGAP with RhoGAP domain, ankyrin repeat and PH domain 3
Biological process (GO): signal transduction; positive regulation of GTPase activity
Cellular component (GO): ruffle
Molecular function (GO): protein binding; GTPase activator activity; phosphatidylinositol-3,4,5-trisphosphate binding
Source: RefSeq, a predicted model, not a curated record